AUGACUGAUGUCUCCACCGUUCCGCCAUUCGUAGUGUUCCAACGGCCCGUCUUCCGCUUCCGUGUGCCUGCGGCUGGUGGUUCGGGCGGUAACGGUGCGAUGGGCGUCACUCGUGUCUACAUUGACGAGGUGGCGAACGACGUCGUCGUCUUCUGCAUGGCUGGCCAGCAGGUGUGCUUCUACCAGCUUCGGCUGCGCGAGGGGAAAGAGGAAGAGGACGGGGCGACGCAGCCUGCCUCUGCAGCCGCUGCCGCGGACGACGGCGACGACGACGACGACGUGGCGUGGAUGCGCCACCAUCCCACGCUCCCCGCCGACGCCGUGGCACUGGCGGUGAAGCGCAGCGGGGGUGAUGAUGAGCCGCUCAGUAUUCGCUACGCGAAGCGCUGCCCCAUCCCGCUCCACAGCCGUAGCAGCAACAUGGCCACCCCCACGCAGGGCAGUGGCGGCAGCCGGGCGUACCUUGUGGCCCUCAGCGUCGACACGCGCAGUAUCCUUUUCGUCGUGUGUCGUGAUGGCACGGGAGCCUUGCCGCUGUGUGCCGUGGCAUCGUUUCAGUGCGCGCCAAGGAGCCUGCGCUUCCGCGACGACUUCUACCCCAUUCAAGCGUACUACUGGGCGGAGGAGCUACACGACGCCCACAACUCCUUCUGCCGUUCUGCAGGGCCGCAUGGAAGCCCCAUGGCGGCGCCACCACGGGAACAGCGGGAAUCGCAGGACGGCAGCUCCUCUCGAUUACCCCCCGUGAACUUUGUCUCGAGCGCCUCUUCCAGUUGUCGUCGGGUCCUUCUCUGCAUCACCACCAUCAGUCUCGACGUGGUGGGCGUGGAGGAGGCGCUGCUACCGUGCGGCACGGACGACACGCGAGGCCGGAAAGAACAGCUGUGCGUGCUGCUGCGGCGCUUCCCGACACACACGGACUACUGGCACUACUGCCCCCCCGCCAGGGCGUUUCUCUCCAUCAACCGAUUGAAGCCACAUGUUUUGAAAACGUUUGAGGUGGACGAGAAUGGACUGCGACCGUUGCCCGAAUUGCGUCUGCCGGAGGGAGAUGCUAGUUGUGGCGGAGACAGGGACCGGGACACUGUGGGGGAGGAGCAGCGUGAGACGGUGUCGCUCUUUGUCUCGCCUGCGUGCAUGGACAAGCCCCGCGUGCAGUACCCUGUUGGGCUGCUUGUUCUGUACCGUCAGCUCUUCCUUUGCAGCGUCUCGCAUCACGACGGCGGAGCGACGCUCUUUCGUUACCUAUCUGCCGGGAGCGGCAGCGAAGAAGGCUUUGUGCUGCAUGCGCUGCUGCGUGCAGAAUUCCCACUAAAUCCACGAAGGGAGCCCGUGGCUCUGCAGGUGGUUGACAAUCUCAUCAUCCUUCAUGCCUUGCGGCAUGGGUUUUCCUGCGCAUUUGACAUCGUCUCUGGCGGGGAGGAGCAAGGUUUACAGCGCAUGUUCGCAGGGGCAGCAUCGGAAGCCGUAACGACAGAGAUAGCAUCUUUUACUGUGACUACCACUACAACAGCGGCUGCCGCUUCUGCGACGAGGGGGUCACAGCACGGCACGGCUGCCGUUUCCUCUCAGAGCAUUGGGGGCGGCAACAGAGGCCUUUGCCGUAGACUCAGUGUGAAGGUUGAGAGGCCGGCGUCGUGGAUGACGCGACUCGCCAGUGAACUACGUGGCAGUGAUGGGCACAGCAGUGCCAGUGAUGGCUGCCGUUGUAGAAGCAGAAACAACGACUCCGGCCUCCCUCUCCGGAACCCACUGCUUAGCGCCACCCUCAUGCCACAUCCACCGCUUUAUACCAAUUCAUCUACGACAGUGCACAGUAAUGAGUUGUACUCGCAUGCCUUUGUUUAUGGCACGCUGCCGUUAUUGUUGGACCGCCAUCGUGGGUCUGUGCACCUGGUGGGCGUCAAUCCGUUUGCCUUUGCUGCCACCAUGCCACAUACCUUGCAGCGUGUACGCUUCUACUUGCGUCGACUGCACUGUGCGGGGGACGCGGUUCAGUCGCUGCUCCACACCAUGCUCAGCAGGCAGGAAUGUCUCAACUGCGUGGCCCAUGCCUUGGAGGCUAUCGCCACCCAUCACGCGACACAGCAGCUGCUGCAGACCGCUCAGGAGGACAACGAGAAGAAGAAGUCACGGACUUCGAGUUGGACACGUGAUCCUUCAUGCCUUGGUGUGGUUUCCGCCAACUUACCGCACGCGCGUGACGAUGCCUGUUUUCUGGGCUCCACUGCAGCAUUACGACAAUUUCUGCCAGCCGAGGACGCCGAGGGCCCACUGCCGCGUGCACCGCCAUGGCGCAGUUGGGGCGGCGUGACGCUACAGGAUGUUCUUGACACAUGCACAACCUUGUCGACGGGUGUUCGAGCCGCAAGCGGCGCAAAUGACUGUCCUGUUGUACCCGUCGCCGAUGUGAGUCUUGGACAACUCGUGAUGCAGCGUGCGGUGUUCGCCCCGUUGGUGGAGGUGGUGCUUGUGCCGCCUCCCACCGCAGCGGGCCACGGCGACGUUCGUGUGAAGCCCACUGGGGAAAAUGUGGAGCAAACCACCACAGCAACGACACUCUCAGCAGCCGCAGGCGACGAGGACGACGCGAGGGUCUCAAACGAAGGCUGCAGUUCGUUGGGUCGCGUGCACUUUGCACGAUACCUCUUUUACGCACUGUUUGAGUACGCAUCCUGCGUUAUGCGGACGGGGUCAGUUCUACUAGACGGCCUGCAGCGACUACUUCUACGUCUGCUGCAGGCUGCGGAGCUGGACUGCGGCCCGCUGCAUCAGCUGCUUGUCCCUGGCAUAAUCACGGAUCAUGUUCUCACGGCGAUGGUGCUGCUGUCGAUGGGCGGUGCGUAUCGGAAACUGGGCAUUGAUAUGUUGCUGAGGCUGCGGGAGGAUGCGCUAGUCGUUCAGGUGUUACUGACGGAGAGGCGGCCUCUAGACGCUGCGAGGUACAUCUACGCGAGUCAUCAACGCUCGCAGCCACUGGGUGAGCGACUCCUUAACCCGAGGAUGAUGAAUGAUGUCCUGCAGUGUGCCUUGGAGGCGGUGCUGGAUGAAGAGCGACAGCGUGAGGAGGACAGCGGCAGUGGCGGUAGCCGACGGAGAUCGGUUGAGUUUCUGACAGUGUUCGCAAUCUUCACAAACGCCCUCAUGCAGCAACCCCAAGCGGAGCGGAGUCUGCCACCAGACUAUCACGUCAUGCGAGCAAAAUACACGCAGCUGCUUGCAGAAGCACAAAGUGGCUGA
Trypanosoma rangeli is the source of this 3240-nucleotide messenger RNA. Its product is annotated as putative NADH-dependent fumarate reductase. Gene Ontology annotation, biological process: regulation of autophagy. NCBI's taxonomy places the organism in Eukaryota, Euglenozoa, Kinetoplastea, Trypanosomatida, Trypanosomatidae. Gene Ontology annotation, cellular component: lysosomal membrane; Mon1-Ccz1 complex; late endosome membrane. The transcript has a single exon. Bases 1 to 3240 code for a protein of 1079 amino acids. The record is from RefSeq and is a predicted model, not a curated record.